UUCCGGUUCCGGUGGCUGCUGGGCUGGGUGGCGAGGGGGAGGCAGCAGGCGAAGGAGCGAGCGAGCCAGACACUCGGACGGGCGCAGACUCCGCCGCCCAGAGCCGCCGCCCGGGGACUGAGUCAGCAGGAGGGAGAAAAUGAAAGCAGGCUGCAGCAUUGUGGAUAAGCCAGAAGGAGCAGGAGGCUAUCACUUCCCAGAGUGGGCAUACAAAACUGAAUCGAGCCCCGGCUCCCGUCAGAUCCAGCUCUGGCACUUCAUCCUGGAGCUGCUGCAGAAGGAGGAGUUCCGCCAUGUCAUCGCCUGGCAGCAGGGCGAGUAUGGGGAGUUUGUGAUCAAGGACCCCGACGAGGUGGCGCGUCUGUGGGGCAGGAGGAAAUGCAAACCGCAAAUGAACUACGACAAGCUGAGCCGGGCCCUCAGAUAUUAUUAUAACAAGAGGAUUCUUCACAAGACAAAAGGCAAAAGGUUUACCUACAAGUUCAACUUCAACAAGCUGGUGAUGCCCAACUAUCCAUUUAUUAACAUACGGCCCAAUGGUGUCGUCCCACAGAGUGCCCCACCCGUCCCCACCGCUUCGUCCCGCUUCCAUUUCCCACCCUUGGACAGCCACUCUCCCACCGCGGACACCCAGCCCAGCCGGUUCUCCGGUGGAUCCCUGGGGCCAGCCAGCCAGGAGCCUCUGAACGACAGCGGCGACAGGAAGCCGGACGUGCCGGAGUUGGAGGAUGUCUCCUCAGACUGGCGGCGUGGCGUGGAUCUCAUGGCUUCUCGGAAUGCCGUGGGCCCGGGGAGCAUCAAUAACCCGAAGCGCAAGCCGGAGGUCAUGCUGCCUCUCUUCACGAGGCCUGGGAUCUACCCGGAUCCUCACAGUCCUUUUGCCGUGUCCCCUCUUCCAGGACGCGGUGGGGUCUUAAAUGUCCCAAUCUCGCCUGCCUUGUCUCUGACUCCAACCCUCUUCUCCUACAGCCCCUCGCCAGGUCUCAGCCCCUUCACAGGUAGCAGCUGCUUCUCUUUCAACCCCGAGGAAAUGAAACACUACCUGCAUUCACAAGCCUGCUCGGUCUUCAACUACCACCUGAGCCCGCGGACUUUCCCCCGCUAUCCGGGGCUCAUGGUCCCACCACUACAGUGCCAGAUGCAUCCCGAAGAGCAGCCCCAGUUCCCGAUCAAGCUACAGCCUCCACCUGUGGGACGGAAGAACAGAGAGAGACUGGAAAGCACUGAAGAGGCGACUGCCCCACAGCUCGCUCCUGCUUCGCCCAGGGUUAAGGUUGAGCCCAUAGCGGACAAGGAGCUUGAGAAUGAAGAGCCACCAGCCAAAGGGAAGGACAAAAGUGAGGAGGAGGAGGAAGGGCCUGGCAUGGUAAUGCCAAACACCAGCCUGGAAGGAGAGAGAGGGGCUAUAUUUGCCAGGCCAGCUGCCCCGUCCUGGCCCUCUGCACCACCCGCACCUACCCGGAUAAACUUCCCCACUGAAGAAUCCCAGGGGCAAGGGGAAGGAGGUGGAGAGAAGCCAUCCAGAGAGCCAGUGGGAGACACCGGGGCGCAGGAAAAGAGAGAGGAUGCCCUGAUGCCACCAAAACUGCGUCUGAAACGUCGUUGGAAUGGUGACCGGCAGGCUGAAGGCCCAGAGGAGCACCAGAAUGGGAAGCUGCACUGGAACGGCGUGCUGAGUGCCUCGCGCCUCGUCCCACCGCCCAAGGCAGUGACAGCCACGGCUACAUCGGACACCUAGGAACUAACUGGAAAGCGCUACAGUCCGUUUGUGUUAGAAUCCAUGUAUUUAUGUAGCAAUGUUGCGGCGGGGGUGGGGGACUAGAAUGGUUUGAUAAUUCUAGGGACUAGGACUUUGGGUUUUUGUUUUGUUUUUAAUUUGUUGAAUCGAAGGUGAGACUCUGCUGGUCCUGGUAAGGAGAGGGAGGCGCUAACCUCUUCUGUGCGUGAGGUCGAGGCCUGACGCAAACUCCAGAAAGACCAAGUCUCAGUCUCCAGUGAGGCUUAUGAACUCCAGACAUAAUCUACUUUAUAUUCUCUAGUAUUUAUAGAAGCAAGAAUCUGACUAUAGUUUCUUUUUAUGGCGUCGGGUGCGGCAGUGGAAAAAGAUUUCCUAAACAGUUCAAUCGGAGAUGCGAUUUUUUUUUUUGGUCGGCAUCACGAGCUGUCGCUCUUUUCAGCGGGUUUGGCGGACGGGAAUGUUGCACUGUCUUUAAAUUGAAACAGAGAUUGCAGAAAGACAAACACAAAAAACCAAAACAGCUUGGCGUCAGUAGGAGGAAGCUGCUGAAAACUCAGCAGUCAGUGGUUUUUGCGUCAAGCUGUAUUUCUGACAAACAGCUCUCAUUAGGACUUGAAGACGCAAUGGUCGUUCUUGCAGCCUUCUUGAAAUAUUGAAAAAGCCAUGAGCAAUUGUCAAAUCUUUUCAGGGAAGGGAGUAGUGGAGUGGGAAAAAUAACCUAAUGCCUUUAAUAGAAUGCAUUAAAAUGUACCCUAGGUUUUUUUCUUCUCCUUUCUAAUAGUAUGGGUGAGGUGGGGAAGUGAUUGGAAGAUUAACCCUCUAAUUUGAUUGUGGUGAGUUCAUGGAAAAGGAAUGAGCUUUGUUAAAUCUACUCCCUUUAUUGUUUGGUUCCCCUAUCACUUUGAGUCAUGCCUUAAGUACAUAGAUACACUUUACGUGAUCAGGGUCUGUUGACAGAAGAAACUUGUAUAACAUCUGGAUCACCUUGACCGAGGUUGGGUUUCCAUUUGGUAUUGGGGGUCUGUCUCACUUUUAAUACCAUUGGAAGGAA
Trachemys scripta elegans is the source of this 2789-nucleotide messenger RNA. It is a transcript of the gene ETV3, whose product is annotated as ETS variant transcription factor 3. Lineage: Eukaryota; Metazoa; Chordata; Testudines; Emydidae. The transcript is spliced from 5 exons. The record is from RefSeq and is a predicted model, not a curated record. The coding region runs from base 140 to 1738 and encodes 532 amino acids. Gene Ontology annotation, biological process: cell differentiation; regulation of transcription by RNA polymerase II. Gene Ontology annotation, molecular function: DNA-binding transcription factor activity, RNA polymerase II-specific; sequence-specific DNA binding. Gene Ontology annotation, cellular component: nucleus.